This is a messenger RNA of Durusdinium trenchii, 3399 nucleotides long. The record is from the annotation of a GenBank genome assembly. NCBI's taxonomy places the organism in Eukaryota, Dinophyceae, Suessiales, Symbiodiniaceae.
AUGGAACUCUCGCAUCGUGAGCUCCUCAUUACUAAACCGGGAGCCACCGGGAAGAUUGCCCCAGCCCCCAGCGCCGGUGCCGGCUUCGCCCGAUCGGAAAGCCACCUCAGCUCAUCGAGCGCCAUCAUCAUCGAGGCGGAAGCUUGUCGACAGAGGUACAAGCGUUUGCAUCCAAAGGAUUGUGCAGAUGAUGAGAAGGACUACAAGACCUUGGUUCACACCCUCACGCAAGAGAGGCUCUCGGCGAUUUUCAAGACGAAGAUGGGCGAGGGCGCGUGCAAGACAGGGCUCUGCGGCUUGAAGGAGGAACAAGCUCGGGUCUACUUCAACGUGUACGGUAAGAACGAGAUCACCCCGCCCAAGCGUGAGAAUAUUUGGAUUAAGUUGCUGAGGCAGACCUUCCUGGGGAUUUUCAACAUCCUUCUUUGGUCCUGUGUCGUUGCAGAGGUCGCCCUCAUCGUCAUCUUCUCAGGCAGCAGCCCAGGAGCUGAAGUGACACACCUGAAUGCCACGCAGAAGGAGGCUCAGCCAGCAGAGGAAGGUCCCGACUACGUCACGCCCAUCAUCCUCUCGGCUGUGAUCGUUAUGGCUGCGUUGCUACAGUGGUACUCCGAGCUGAAGGCCGAAUCUCAAAUGGAAGCCAUGCAGAAGCUGCAGGCCGCAUCCAAGGUGCCAACAGUACGGAUGGACCAUGGCCGACGCGUCGACCUGGAGCUGGAUCCGGUGAACCUCGUUCCAGGCGACAUCAUCUUCCUGCAGGCUGGGGACCGCAUCCCCGCGGACGUGCGGAUCCUGCACUGCACCGACGGUACCGAGGUGGACAACAGCGCACUCACGGGUGAGUCCAUGCCGGAACCGCGCCACAACAAGACGGAGCCGGUGACCUGCCCACCACCCGAAGCUCGGAACCUGGCCUUCUUCGGGACCACCGUCCUGAAGGGCAAUGCCACCUGCCUCAUUCACGCCACGGGCGACGCGACCUUCUUGGGCAAGAUCGCCCAAGGCAUCAAGUCCUCCAGGGUGAAGUCCACUUUGGAAAUCCAGAUCGAACACUUCGUCCACAUCAUUGCCGUGGUCGCCAUCUGUGUAGGCCUUCUGAGCCUUUUGGCCAAUCUCCUCAGUCCGGUGAAGCGCGGACCCGCGGAGAUCCUGCAGAGUAGCGCCGCAGCCCUCUUCGCACAGGUGCCAGAAGGCCUUUUGCCCACUGUGACCAUUUCCUUGAUGAUUGCCUCCGACCAGAUGGCCAGUCGAAAUGUCAUCGUGCGCAAGAUUGACGCGGUCGAAACCCUCGGCUGCGUGUCGGUGUUCUGCUCCGACAAGACAGGCACCUUGACGACGGGUGAGAUGGCCGUGCAGGACUUAGUGGUGCAAUCUCCCGGCGCCACCUUCGGCUUGGAGGUGCACAACCGCGAUCGGGACUCUUCGCUUUUCAAGAGCCAGCCGGCGCUGGAAGAGAUUUCGAUGUGUGGCGUGCUGAACAACGGGGCGGAGUUCAAGGUGGAAGGGAAGGAAGAACGAUGGACUGGUUCUCCGACGGAGGUCGCGAUCCUGAGGGCCUGCGCCGAGGUGCAGGGAGGGCCCUCGCCAACAGCUUCGUUGAAGCAAAAGUCUGAGAACUUCAAAUGCUUUGAGAUCCCCUUCAACUCGGAGAAUAAGUGGAUGCUGACCAUCCAUGGUGACCAGAACAACGGCUACUUCGCGAUCUUGAAGGGAGCACCAGAGCGGGUGAUGAAGUACACCACCCUGCAGAGCGAUCCCAGCAUUGUGGGGAAGGUGGAGCAGCAACUCCAAGAUCUCAUGGGACAGGGCCGUAGGGUCCUUUGCAUCGCCAAGCGCUCGCUGGAGCAGAACGAAAUUCCCAUGGGCGCGAAGUUCGAAGGCACCAACGAUAAGGAUUGCAACUUCCCCAUGAAGGACUUCAAGUUCGUCGGCCUCUACGGCAUCGAGGACCCGCCGAAGAAGGGCGUGGCGGAGGCGGUGGUUGAUGCACAGAAAGCCGGUGUGAAGGUGGUCAUGGUCACGGGCGACCAUCCGGACACCGCCCGCGCGAUCGCAUCUCGAAUCAACAUCCUGGGUUCUACGGUGGAGACGCCCUCCCACGAGGCGGAGCAGCUUCAGGGAGCCACCGAGUUCUCGGUGAUCACCGGGGCGCGGCAGCCCAGGAUGCGACAUGCCUCGCCCGAUUCGGAUGAUUUGCUUCUGACCGAUGUGAUUUUCCGCACGAUGGCCACCUUGACGAGCAACGACGAGCUUGCCGUGGGCGGGGCCAGUGGUGUUGUGGAGGCUGAGGAGGAGGAGGGCGAGGAGAUUGAGAUUGAAGAGGUCCGCGAGGCCUUGAAGAAGGCGGUGGACCUGGAUGUGCCAAUGAAGACCUGCAAAGAGAACUGCGAACGCAUUGGGCAAAUCUGGAGUCAAUAUCAGGAGAAGAUCAUUGGCGCCCGGAUAGAUGAGGGGAGACGCGUCCGGCUCCAUUUGAUCAGUUCCUUGCUCUAUUUGCUGACCACUGUGAGAGGCUGUGCGGAGUGGAAGAAACCGCUUGCGCUUCAAGCGUUGAGCUUGCGCUUCAAACGCGCGGCUGACCUGGAAGUAUGUCUGGAAGCAGCUGAAGAAGAGGCGAGCAAGGAGAGGCUUGAAACUUGGGCCACUCUCUACUGCUUCACGCUUUGGCUGGGCAUGGUGCCUCUGGUGGCACGUGAUCUGAUUGAUCUGGUCUUUUGCUUCUUCCCAGACCGCGAAGGUAGCUCCGCCAACAUUCCCUUCAGCACCAGAAGGGGUUGGGGAAGGACCCGAAGUGAGAUGAACCGAGGCAGUCGGAUUCUCACCUUCGGGCUGAAGGGGCUACGCAGCACCAGCCGGACGCGGGACGCUUGGAUGCUGGCGAAGUUCUUCGGUCGGCCCGAUGUGAGCUCCACAGGACCGAGAGCGUUGCAGUCCUUCGUGGCCUGGACCAAAGAGCUCUGGGCCGAAGAGACCUGCACUGGAGCUGCCUUCGCCCGCAGUGGGGCACUCCAGGCGUGGAAUCAGACCUUGAAGCUGGCGCCCCGCACGGUGCCGGAGCCAAAGAGACAUCGGGAGGAAGGGCAAGUGAGAGAAAAGGAACAUGGUGGAUUUGGAACUGUACUGGUGAUGAGUGGCUUGUGGUCCCAAGUCCUUCGACUGGUUUUGGAUGGCCCCAGUGGCCGCCAGGAUGAUGAUUUUGGAUCUUCCAACUUGAGGAAGUGCCGAGACAGAGAAGGAGGGAAGGAGGGGACGUUUGGUAAAAAGAUGGAGAGAUGUCAAGAAGCAUCCUCUAGUAUUGCGUCCUCUAAAACGACUUCGAAGUCGGCUCCAGGAAGAGCCUUGGAACGGUUUUCUGUGCAGGAAGAGGAGGAUGAGGAAGAUGCGCCAGAAGAGGCAUGA